Messenger RNA from Pogonomyrmex barbatus (red harvester ant), 586 nucleotides. RefSeq names its product ribosomal protein S20 (gene RpS20). Lineage: Eukaryota; Metazoa; Arthropoda; Insecta; Hymenoptera; Formicidae. Gene Ontology annotation, biological process: translation. Gene Ontology annotation, cellular component: ribosome; small ribosomal subunit. Gene Ontology annotation, molecular function: structural constituent of ribosome. The record is from RefSeq and is a predicted model, not a curated record.
UUUGCGCAAACGCGCAUGUGCGCGCGCACAAUAUAUUCCAUUUAUCAGAAGAUACCGGAAGUCCUGGUCCCGACGUCUCUUGUGUUGUGCACGUGGAUUGUGCUGGUGUACUGGUUCAGCGCUGAUCAGUUUUACCAUAUACAAAUUGAUUAUCUCGACCAGUACGAGGAAUCAGUCAUGGCAACGACUAAAGUCGACAAUCCUGAAAAACCAGGACAAGAAGUCACUCCCAUUCAUCGAAUUAGAAUUACUCUCACGUCGCGCAAUGUUCGUUCCCUUGAAAAAGUAUGCGCGGAAUUGAUCAAUGGAGCUAAGAAACAGAAAUUGAAAGUUAAAGGACCCGUUCGCAUGCCCACAAAGAUUCUGAGAAUAACGACCCGUAAAACACCUUGUGGUGAGGGUUCAAAGACUUGGGAUCGCUUUCAAAUGCGAAUUCAUAAAAGAGUCAUCGAUUUGUAUUCGCCAUCAGAGAUUGUGAAACAAAUCACCAGUAUUUCUAUAGAGCCUGGUGUAGAGGUGGAAGUGACAAUUGCUAAUGAAUAAAAGUGUCAUUAAAACAAAGUUUUAAUAAAAAUGUAAAAAAAGA